Carya illinoinensis is the source of this 2452-nucleotide messenger RNA. RefSeq names its product pentatricopeptide repeat-containing protein At1g77360, mitochondrial. Bases 719 to 2161 code for a protein of 480 amino acids. Gene Ontology annotation, molecular function: protein binding. The record is from RefSeq and is a predicted model, not a curated record. Lineage: Eukaryota; Viridiplantae; Streptophyta; Magnoliopsida; Fagales; Juglandaceae. The transcript has 4 exons.
CAACCAAAUUUUUAAUUUAACCAUCAGUUUUACGUAACGCCGGAAAAUCUCGCAACAAGUUCUGCGCGGAAACAAAAGCAGAGGCACACAAGAGUGAGUUUUUGAGCCGAGUCCUAUGCUCCAGGCCUCGAUCUCAAUCGAGCGUGCUGAAUUUCUCCGACAUAAACAAAAAUUAUGAGAAAUAAAUAAAUUUGGGGUUUUGCGGCGUACCUAUAGAAAAGUACGAUGCGCUUAAUUGAUCACGGACAAGUUCUCUCUGGAAGUGCUUCACUUCUCUGAGCUCCACCAUAGUCAUUGCCCAAUAGGUAGCGAGGGGGGGGAUUGAUACUGAAUUUCUGUCUUUUCUUUCCUGCAGUUCAUCUGAAAUGGCCUAUUCAGAACUUUUCUAUGACAUUCGAUGGGGGAUUCUACGUUGCUGUGUUGAAAGCUCUCUCAUUUCUUCCAAUUGAUUUAGAACUGGUCCUCCUGUUUGAGAAAUUAAUUCUGUCUACUUUCAGGUAGUGCUUUGGAUAUGGGUGCUUGAAGCUUUCCUAUCUAUGCUAUUGUAAACACUCUUAUUGUGUAUUUGAGUGUUUGGGAAAUCGGUCCUUUUUCUACAUGGGAAGAAAUAACCCGGAAGGUUGAGGGUUGUUUCGUUCAAAUAUUCAACCAUGAUAUUUAUUAUCCUCUACUUGUCAGGGCUUCUGGUGAAUUGUGAUACUCUGUUCAGAUCAACAAUAUGAGUAUGAUUUACAGCUUCCGCAACAAAUUACUUUUUAGAGGGAUUAUGUCCAUCAGAAUGUACAGUUCAAGUGAACUAAGAGCAGAGGUUUCAGAUCCCUUGAAAAGAAUAUGUGAAAUUAUGAUGUCUUGCCCAGCAUUAGCUCUUGAUACUGCUCUUAACCAAAGUGGUAUUAAGGUUUCUCCAGAUAUAGUUGAGGAUGUCCUCAAGAGAUUUGAGAAUGCCGGUAUGUUGGCGUAUCGGUUCUUUGAAUGGGCCGGUAAACAACAAAAUUAUGUGCACAGUGUCAGGGCUUACCACACCAUGAUCAAUUCCCUGGCCAAGAUAAGGCAGUAUCAGAUAAUGUGGGACCUUGUGAAUACUAUGAAGAACAUGGGGAUGCUAAAUGUUGAGACAUUUUGCAUUAUGAUGAGAAAGUAUGCCAGAUCUCAGAAGGUGGAGGAGGCAGUUUACACAUUUAAUGUCAUGGAGAAAUAUAACAUCCCCCCAAAUCUAGCAGCAUUCAAUGGCCUUCUAAGUGCUUUGUGCAAGUCCAAGAAUAUAAGGAAGGCACAGGAGAUCUUUGACGGUAUGAAGGAUCGAUUUGUUCCUGACUCAAAGACUUACAGUAUAUUACUUGAGGGAUGGGGAAAGGCUCCAAAUCUGCCAAAGGCGAGGGAGAUUUUCCGGGAAAUGGUUGACGUGGGAUGUAACCUUGAUAUAGUUACUUAUGGCAUCAUGGUUGACGUUCUUUGCAAGGCAGGGAGAGUUGAUGAAGCUGUUGGAAUUGUUAAGAACAUGGAUACUAGUGCUUGCAAGCCAACAUCUUUAAUUUAUACUGUUUUGAUUCAUACAUAUGGGAUAGAAGACCGCAUUGAAGAUGCUGUAGAUACGUUCUUAGAGAUGGAAAGAAAUGGGAUUAAGCCUGAUGUGGCAGUGUACAAUGCCUUGAUCAGUGCUUUCUGUAAUGUAAAAAGGUUAAAGAAUGUGUAUAGGGUCUUAAAUGAUAUGAAUUCCAAGGGCAUUACACCCAAUUCAAGAACCUGCAACAUUAUUCUAAAUAGCUUGAUCAUUGGUGGGGAGACUGAUGAGGCAUUUAGAAUCUUUCGUAGGAUGAUCAAGGUAUGUGAACCAGAUGCAGACACAUACACAAUGAUGAUAAAGAUGUUUUGUGAGAGGGAUCAGCUAGAUAUGGCUCUUAAAGUGUGGAAGUACAUGAGAUUGAAGCGUUUUGUCCCAAGCAUGCACACAUUUUCGGUUCUUAUAAAUGGACUGUGCCAGAAGGGGAAUGCUACUAAAGCUUGUGUCUUAUUGGAAGAAAUGAUAGAGAAGGGAAUCCGACCAUCAAGGUGGACAUUUGACAGGUUGCGACAAUUGCUUCUAAAGGAAGGUAGAGAAGAUGUACUUAAAUUUCUUCAAGAGAAAAUGGAUCUUCUUGUUAAGGAGCCUUUAUGUGACUGAGAAGCUAUGCCUAAGCUAUAGCAACUUAUUGACAUGCUUUGAUGUGAAAUGCAUUGGACCUUGCUAGCAGCCAUAAGUGCAACUGCUUCUGCUGUCGUGACUGCCAAAGAGAGGUAAACCGAACUGCUCGAUUAUCCCAAGAGAAAUUUAUGAGAAGCCUAUAAGUUACAGUUGAUUGUACACAAUGAUCCAUUUUUCUUUUUUUGGUUCAAGAUAACAGUUAUAUUGAACUAAAGGAUUGUUAUGAUGCGUGCUCUGUAAUCGAUCCCUGUUAAGUUAGUUGUCGUAGAA